This is a messenger RNA of Pomacea canaliculata, 3882 nucleotides long. RefSeq lists its product as uncharacterized. The coding region runs from base 418 to 1248 and encodes 276 amino acids. Lineage: Eukaryota; Metazoa; Mollusca; Gastropoda; Architaenioglossa; Ampullariidae. The record is from RefSeq and is a predicted model, not a curated record. The transcript has 3 exons.
ACCUUGUAGGGAGGGGUCCCUAUUCAUGUCUGUCGACACUACACUGUAGGCAGUACAAAGUACUGACAGAUGUCAUGCUCUCCUUGUCACAGUUGUAGCCAACGGUGAGGACUUAAUGAAAGCAGUAAACGCAUCACAUAGCCGUUUGCAAGUUAACAAAGUUAAGGGAUGGGCGUCAGGGCUUAAGUUACUUUGUGAUAUGCAUACGGGUACUUCUCAUACCAUAGAGGCUUGUUUCUGCCUUUUGUAAAGGUCAUAAAUAUUGUUUACAGUCUCCGUGUCUUUGGGCUGAGGAAGACGCCCUGUUGAAGAUUUUAGUAGCUUGGGAGGAGUACUUUCUUGCUCUGUGAAGUUUACUGUGAACGUUAUUCAUUGUUUCCCGGACUGUCUCAUUUUCACAAAACAGAAGUCUCCAGGAUGAUUUCAAAGCGCCAGUUCUACCUGGCUGUUGGUGGUUUGUUGCUGUUGGCACUCGUUGCUGCCAUGGUGAUCUUUAAGCAGCCCCUGCGAGACACCAUCUACGUGGAGUGGCUGCACUCACGUGACAUGAUGUCACAAGUACGUCACCAGCGCAACUCCCUCUCCCGUACCCUCAACGUCCUGAAGCAGAGUCUGGGACAGCAAGAGUGCACCGUGGCCAAACUCCAGAACAGCAAAAAGGUGUCAAGCAGUGGCGGUUUCUGUAAAGAAGAGAGCGAGAAAAAAGGAAAGCACAUGACAGACCACAAGUUAGCUGCUGCCCUGGGAAAGUUCCUGACGGGUCAGCGGGUCGGCGGCUUCGGUGAUGGACCUGGCCUCUACCUCAAAUACUUCCUUGAACAGGGGCUGGUCGCCUCCUACGACGCCUACGACGGGGCCCCCUUCUCCGAAAACGUCACAUCCGGGGCAGUCAAGUUCAUGGACCUGACCAUCCCACAAUAUGGAUUUCCGGUGUACGACUGGGUGAUAUGUCUGGAGGUGGCGGAGCACGUGCCUGCACGAUACGAGGUCGUGUUGGUCGACAACAUCGCGCGCCACGCGCGGAAGGGCAUCGUCCUGAGCUGGGGUCAUCCGGGUCAAGGCGGGUUUCAUCACGUGAACAACAAGAGCCCUGAAGACGUCAAGCGCCUGCUGGACGAAGCUGGCUUCCGUCCAGAUGAGAACGCCGGGUUGUCUCUCAGGAACAGCUCGACCUUUGGAUGGUUUAAACAAAACAUUUUUGUGUUCAGGAGAAAACAAGAGAAGACGCUGGUUGAAGAGGAUGCAUAAAAAAAACCCGGAAAUGUACAAUUCAGUUUAAGAAUAACAUCAGAUAUACAAUGACUUAAUUUUUGUUUACAAUUUGUUAAAAUUUUUCUAUAGCAUUGAAACGAAUGUAUAACUUAGAAAUGAAUUUUAUCCAUUAACAUAUUCAAGUAGGAAUUUUUGUGGUGUAAGGGUUUUACGACUGAUUAGGGAUGAGUGAAGAAAGGUAAAUGAUAGACACCAGCAUGGAUUACAAUAUAUUUAUCCCUCUGUGGUAAAUAGAAAAAAGAAAAGGCGUGUAGAUUGGUGGUGUGGGUUGUUCCUACUCUCUACGACAGGAGCUGGUGCGAGGAAGGUAGGAGAUGGGAACCACAGACACUUGAACUGCCGUCAGAAGGAUACGACAGGCUCCCACACCCGUUACUACCCUUCCUGUCCACGAACACAAUCCUUGCAAUCCCCAAUAUUCCCCAGGGGCUGAAUAGUCAUGGAAAGUGAUCUUGUCCGGCUACACCCCGCGCCUUUAGCGACUUUGUUCGUCUGCUUGUGGACCCAGACCUACCUGAAACUGAGAUGUGGGAAGGGUGUGGAUCAGAGACCGAUGGCUGCAAAAAUAAAGUUACUCUUCAGUGUUGAUCUUCAUCCUGUCAACAUCAAACAAACCGGUUCUGCACACUAAUAAAUGGCAACACAUCCUGUUGCAUAGAAUUCUUUCUAUUUCUUCUCUCCACUUUGUGGCACAGAGCCCAACGCCCUUCCAGCAAUUUCUUUUAUUGAGAGGAUCAUCGGUUUGCCAUGUGCUGUUUGGUUUUAGUAUUAUUCUUUGUCAUUUCUUCGUUUUUGAUGGUUAUUUUUUGCAAAACAAUGUAAGCAAAUAGUUAAAAAUAGUUUUAAAAAAUCGAGAGGCUCAAAUCUGAAGCACCUAAAGCAGAAAGGUUGUCAUCUGUUAAUUUAUAAAAUUUGACUCACAAUUCUUCGCUGAUGUCUUUGUAGAACGAGUAAAAAUAAAUAAAAAUAAUUUAACUUGCUGUUUAUUUGGUAAAUAUUAGUCUUGCCUCGCAGAUAAUAGUUUAGAGUUUUUACAAGUCACACAAUCGAAAAAAAUUCUGUGUUGCUCUCAAUCUAUUACCUUAUUUUAUUUCUGCAGUGACAAUCAAAGCUUAAAUUACAAUGUACAAAUAAAUUUUCUGUUAAAAAAUUCUGAUGUAGGUUUCGAGUAUUAUGUAAGCAAUAUGUUUAUUUUUGUGCUAUAACUAGCGUUUAAACAAAAUAUUACAGGAAGAGACAUUUUUUUCUGAGCUAAAAUAGUACCUGCGAUAUUUACAGUUUCAAAGAAAUAUUGCUGAAAAUAGUCGUUAUUGUUUUUUGUACUGAUGAAAGCCUAUAAUAUAAACCCAAGCUGUUGAUGAAAUGGUUGCAGCCUCAUUGCCAUGUUUCCUCACAGAAUUACUGUACCUCCCUUGAUUUUGAAGUCCAGGAUAAUAGUUGACUGGAGAUGUUCUGAGCAGCGUUGUGUCAAUCAAGACUGCGCCUAAGUCUUUGCAAACAGACGGUAGCAGGCACGGAGAUGAAAGGAACAAAAGUGAGUGUGUCUCAAAAAGAACAGUCGUUCCUAUGUCUAAAAAGUGGGUAGGUACACAACCACGUGCGCAAUCUCUCUAGGAAGAGAAAGCAAAGAGCUGUAUAACACCACUGACGAGCUAACUAAACAAAUACUAGUUGGGUAAGCUGGGAGAAUUUGCUCCAUGUAUCUCUUCAAACACCGAGAUGAAUAGAAAAAGAAAGAAAGAGACAGGAAAGAUAGAGAGCUGAAAUAUUUGACAUGUUUUUAGAAAUCAGCCACCUUUACACCAUCUACAUUGGGAACCUGAGAAGGCAAACGCAGUCUGUAAAUCCCUAGAACUGUUGUCACUGUCAUGAACCUGGGGAAAUGGAAAGGCAAGAUGGACAGAGGUGCUGUGGGAGAGAGUCGAGUCCUCAUACAGCUGCUGGAUGAUGACAAUGAACUUUAGUGGAAAUCCAUAGUGUGGCAUCAACUUCCAGAUGGUUUCCCUGUCUACGGAGUCAAAAGCCUUCUCAAAAUCCACGAUGGACUGUUCGAUGAUAAUUCGCAAUGUAUUGUGCAUGAUUUUAACCUGCCGAAAGCCUUCUGUUCUUGCCUGAGUCUGAUGAUAGAUAACUGUAUUUCAGGUGUUACCACAGGUGACAAUUCUUCGUGAUAUUUGACUGAAGGCAGGGUGGAUUGUGACACGGGGAACCAGGUCAAGUGACUUGGUAGCCCAGUGGAAGCCUCUCGUAUCCUCACUAUUCCUGAUCAUGUGUUGGCAUGUGAAUUCUCUUUCUUGUGGUCUGGCGGCAGGUACCCGAUGUCUGUGUCUACAGAACGAAUCUUCGCCGCAGCUCAUUCAUUCCAUGUGACAUUCACUUGAUAAAUUCUACUCACCUUUAUUUUGUUAUCCUGAGGUGACCAAAUGUCACCAACAGUUUCUACUGUAUGUGUAUGUAGAUCAAGCUUACUUAUCCACUUAACAAAAUAGUGGAAGACUAGCACUCUUGAUGUCCCUUUCCUGACUUGACAGGUUGACCGUUUCUUUCCCUUUCCUGUUUCUUUUCCCGUGUAUUCCCCUCUCUCAAAUUAUAAAGUUGUUCAAACUUACU